Malania oleifera is the source of this 1288-nucleotide messenger RNA. RefSeq names its product probable 3-hydroxyisobutyrate dehydrogenase, mitochondrial. The record is from RefSeq and is a predicted model, not a curated record. NCBI's taxonomy places the organism in Eukaryota, Viridiplantae, Streptophyta, Magnoliopsida, Santalales, Ximeniaceae. The transcript is spliced from 10 exons. Gene Ontology annotation, molecular function: 3-hydroxyisobutyrate dehydrogenase activity; NADP binding; NAD binding. Gene Ontology annotation, biological process: L-valine catabolic process. The coding region runs from base 114 to 1169 and encodes 351 amino acids.
AUUUUGUUUUCUCUGCUGUCAGCUGUUACCUUCUUUUUGGACACGCGACAAACUAAAUAUAAGCUUCGUCCUUAUCGGGUGGGUGCCUGAGCGGCGUGAGCUAGCAAACAGCAAUGGCAUUUUACAGAGUGAGAUCGUUGCAGGCCUUUUCGAAGUGCAUGUACACUCUCAUUACUUCUCCAUUUAAUCCAUCUUCAACUUGCAGAUUCUCUUCGUCCAAACUUUCAUCCCAGUUUGAGAGUGUGGGAUUUAUUGGGCUGGGAAACAUGGGGUACCAUAUGGCGAAUAAUCUAAUUAAAGCUGGAUACCAACUCACUGUUCAUGACUGCAACCAUAAUGUAAUGAAGGCUUUCGCAGUCAAGGGGGUUCAGACAAGAGACACACCUUCUAGAGUUGCAGAAAUGAGUGAUGUUGUAAUUACAAUGUUGCCAUCGCCUUCUCAUGUAUUGGAUGUUUACACUGGGCCAGAUGGUUUGAUAACUGGUGGCAAUCCUCUAAGGCCUUCACUGUUUAUAGAUUCAUCUACAGUUGAUCCCCAAACGUCCAGACAGCUUUCUGUUUCUAUAUCCAAAUGUCUUUUGAAAGAUAAUAAAGAUAAUUGGGAGACUCCUGUGAUUUUAGAUGCUCCUGUAUCCGGGGGUGUUCUUGCUGCUGAAUCUGGGACACUUACUUUCAUGGUUGGCGGUGCAGAGAAGGCUUAUCUUGCUGCGAAACCUUUGUUCUUAUCCAUGGGAAAAAAUACAAUUUAUUGUGGUGGAACUGGAAAUGGUUCUGCAGCAAAGAUAUGCAACAAUUUGGCAAUGGCCAUAAGCAUGCUUGGGGUGUCAGAAGCAUUGGCUCUGGGGCAGUCUCUGGGAAUUGCAAGUGGUACAUUAACUAAGAUUUUUAACUCCUCAAGUGCUCGCUGUUGGAGUAGUGAUACUUAUAAUCCAGUACCUGGAGUGAUGGAGGGGGUACCCUCUUCAAGGGAUUAUGAUGGCGGGUUUGCAUCCAAGCUUAUGGCAAAAGACUUGAGCCUUGCUGCAGCAUCGACCGAAGAGGUUGGUCUUAAAUGUCCAUUGACAUCCCAAGCACUACAAAUAUACAUGGAGCUCUGCAAGGAGGGUCAUGAAAGCAAGGACUUUUCCUGUGUUUUUCGCCACUAUUACUCUGGCAAGGAUGAGAUUUAAAUUAACCUCUAAUUCGUUGCACCACUAAUAAAUGGAUAUGUUGCAGUGCCUAUGAUCGAAUUUAAUGCUAUAAUAAUAAAUGCAGAAGUCCCUUUUUGGAGGGAAUGCAAAUUGGUUUA